AUGAGGAGUUGUGAGACUAUGGGAGAUAAGAACUAUUUUGCUGAAACAGAGGAUGAGAAAGUAACCAACAUGGCAGAUGUUGAAAGAAUAGCAGACCAACUCUCACUGCUCAGGUUACAGACACUGAAUGAAGCGAUGGCUGAGGGAGAAGGCAGUAAUGCUAAGGAGGCAUUCCUCCAAGUGGUACAAGAAUUGAACAAAGAAAUAGAAGAGGAAAAACAGAGACACCUGGAAGCACUACAGAAGCAGAAAGGGGGAGAUAACUCACAAAGUUCAAAGAAGACCUGGUUGGAAACAGAAAUUCAAUGUUUGAUUAAAGCAGUUAAUCUGUUCCCAGCCGGCACUAAGGAGAGGUGGGAAGUGAUUGCCAGUUUCAUCCAACAGCAUGUCCCAAACAGCAACAAGAAUGCGAAAGAUGUUCUUAGCAAGACAAAGGAACUGCAGAAAGAUGACUUUUUCCUGAAGCAAAAUGCAGACAAGAAAGCGUUUGAGAAUUUUGAGAAAAAGUUAAAAACUGCACAUGUACAAGCCAAACCUAACGAGGGCGUAGUCAGCGAAAGGUUUGAGAGUGUUGGAGAGCAGCAAGUGAGAGAGGCGGGGACAAACCCUGCCCCGUGGUCCCCCGAGGAGCAGAAACUCCUGGAGCAGGCCCUGAAGACGUACCCCGCCAGCACCGCGGACCGGUGGGACAGAAUCAGUGAUUGUAUCUCCAGCCGAAGUAAAAAGGACUGCAUGAAACGUUACAAGGAACUGGUGGAAAUGGUGAAAGCAAAGAAAGCAGCGCAAGAUGCCGCCGCGAAGAAAAAAUAACACGAAUGGAGCCUAGGGGCUGAGGAGAUGUAAGCGUAGAGCUGUGGAAGGUUCCACUAUCGAUUACGGACUGCGAGGACUUGAUUUGGUUUGGUGCUCAGUUGAGUUGAGGAAAAUAACAUUGCAGAUAUCCACAUGUAAAUAACAUCCACUCGCUCAAACAUAAAGGAUCUGAUUAGGGAUUUGAUUCUAGAGAGGACUAGGGAUAUCAGGCAGUGCUGUUUUGGGGGGCUAUGGCCUCUGAUACUUGCUAUGGAUAGUAGAGAUAUGACAGACACGUGAAGGAAUCAUAGUUGCGGUGUUUCUCGCUUCUCGUUACCACAUUCGCAGUCUGUGAUACCAGUUGUUUUAUGAACAUCAUUGCUGUUAAACAGUAUUUACAUUUGCCCAA
This is a messenger RNA of Ostrea edulis (European flat oyster), 1201 nucleotides long. Its product is annotated as dnaJ homolog subfamily C member 2-like. Gene Ontology annotation, molecular function: Hsp70 protein binding; ribosome binding. Bases 1 to 810 code for a protein of 269 amino acids. Gene Ontology annotation, cellular component: cytosol. Gene Ontology annotation, biological process: regulation of translational fidelity; 'de novo' cotranslational protein folding. NCBI's taxonomy places the organism in Eukaryota, Metazoa, Mollusca, Bivalvia, Ostreida, Ostreidae. The record is from RefSeq and is a predicted model, not a curated record. The transcript is spliced from 8 exons.